This is a messenger RNA of Benincasa hispida (wax gourd), 1297 nucleotides long. Its product is annotated as homeobox-leucine zipper protein HAT7-like. Gene Ontology annotation, molecular function: sequence-specific DNA binding; DNA-binding transcription factor activity, RNA polymerase II-specific. Lineage: Eukaryota; Viridiplantae; Streptophyta; Magnoliopsida; Cucurbitales; Cucurbitaceae. Gene Ontology annotation, cellular component: nucleus. Gene Ontology annotation, biological process: positive regulation of DNA-templated transcription. The record is from RefSeq and is a predicted model, not a curated record.
UUUUUUUUUCCCUCUCUUUACCUAAAAUUCGCUGUCUUUCAGACUCUUCACCCAUUUUCCCACACUUCUAGCCAUGAGAGUGAGAGCCAAUACACCACUCUCUAACCCAUUUCCUUUUCUUCUUCUUCUUCUUCUUUAAUCAAAUUCUUCUUCUAUUUCUUCUCAUCUUUCUCUCUUUGAAUCUCAAUCCAAAUCUUAACACACACCCACAUAAUAUUGUGAGAUCUAGCAUGCAUUGCCAUUCCUAUGGCUUCCCCUCACCAUUCCCAUAGCUUCAUGUUCCAAUCCCGCCCCGCCGAUCACCAUGAAUACGUCCCCUCCGCCUCCUUUAACGCCAUCCCUUCAUGCCCUCCUCACCUCUACUUUCACGAUGGGGUUGUUCCGGUGAUGAUGAAGAGAUCGAUGUCGUUUUCAGGAGUCGAGAAUGGGUGUGAGGAAGUGAAUGGCGACGAGGGGUUAUCGGACGAUGGAUUGGCGUUGGGAGAGAAGAAGAAGCGAUUAAAUUUAGAGCAAGUGAAAGCAUUGGAGAAAAGUUUUGAGUUAGGGAAUAAGCUUGAGCCAGAGAGGAAAAUGCAGCUAGCCAAAGCUUUGGGGUUGCAGCCAAGACAAAUUGCUAUUUGGUUUCAGAAUAGAAGAGCCAGAUGGAAAACCAAACAAUUGGAGAGAGAUUACGAGGUGUUGAAGAAACAGUUUGAAGCUCUAAAAGCUGACAAUGAUGUACUUCAAGCUCAAAAUACCAAACUCCAUGCAGAGUUAUUAGCAUUAAAGACCAAAGACUCCGGCGAGGUGGUGGGCGGCGCCGCCACCAUGAACUUAAAGAAAGAAAACGAAGAGUGUUGGAGCAGCGACAACAGUUGCGACAUCAACCUCGACAUCUCAAAGACACAAGCAUCGAUAGGUGGCGGCAGUGGUGGCGGCGGAAGAGGAUGUUCUCAACCAGGAAUAAUCAAAGAUCUUUUCCCAUCCGCGGCAUUCCGAUCCGCCGCCAUAACGCAGCUGCUUCAACACGGGUCGUCAAGAUCAACGGUGGAUCAUCCUCAAGUGAUCCAAGAAGAAAGCUUCUCUCAAAUGUUCAAUGGCAUUGAAGAACAACAACAAACUGCAGCAGCAGCAGCAGCAGCAGCUGGGUUUUGGCCAUGGAAUUCAGAUCAAAAUUCCCAUUUUCAUUAAUCCAUCAUUACACAGUUAAUUUUUUUUCUCCCAUAUAAAACAGUUAAAAUUUUAAAUGAAUUAGUUCAGUUGUAAUAUUAUUAUUGGGAAUUUGGGAUUAUAAUUAAAUUAAAUGAUACGCAUUUGU